Molecule: messenger RNA, 803 nt
Organism: Aegilops tauschii subsp. strangulata
Lineage: Eukaryota; Viridiplantae; Streptophyta; Magnoliopsida; Poales; Poaceae
Source: RefSeq, a predicted model, not a curated record
UUCAUUCAGUCGUAGUUUCGAGUGCCAAUAGUUCAUUGACUUUUUUCUUUGAUUUAACAGUGAGGUGAUCACCACUAACACUCUUGGAUUGAUGCUAUGUUGUCGUGAGGCAAUAAAUAUGAUGUGGAACCAACCUCGAGGUGGUCACAUAUUUAACAUUGAUGAUGGAAGGCCAACCCCAAGGUUUGCAGCUUAUGGUGCAACGAAGAGAAGUGUGGUGCACCUUACAAAGUCUCUACAGGUAAAGGCUGAGUUGCAGAUGAAUGAAGUGAAUGAUGUCGUGGUGCAUAAUUUAUCGCCUGGCAUGGUUACGACUGAUCUUCUUAUGUCUGGUGCUACCGCAAAGCAAGCAAAGUUUUUCAUCAAUAUAUUAGCUGAAACUCCUGAUGUGGUUGCGGAUUACCUUGUUCCAAACAUCAGAGAAAUCCCUACCAAGCAAUCCAUGAAGCCGACUUACAUUCGCUUUCUCACAGGCUUGAAAGCCUACUCCAGAAUAUUUUCAAGAAUUGCUUUUGGUGCUCGUAGGAACAAGUAUGUUGCCGAGGAUUAGUUUUCUUACUGCCAUCUUCCAACCCAGAAGAAACCUAGGGAUAUUCUUGUUAUCAUAUUUUAGAAGUCCAUUCUUUUCCUGUAAAAAUAGGAUGUAUCACUGAGGGCAUCUUGAGAACACAGCAAUGUACUCCUCAUAUAUACAAUACAUGUAAUUUGAUUACACCUCAUCAAAUUACAGUUCAUCUGGAUUAUUUAUGGACCUUAUGAUCUAGUUGCAUGUUGCAUUUUCAAUGCAAGAGGAGCCCAUGAUA